Hemiscyllium ocellatum (epaulette shark) is the source of this 427-nucleotide messenger RNA. RefSeq names its product UBAP1-MVB12-associated (UMA) domain containing 1 (gene umad1). The transcript has a single exon. NCBI's taxonomy places the organism in Eukaryota, Metazoa, Chordata, Chondrichthyes, Orectolobiformes, Hemiscylliidae. The record is from RefSeq and is a predicted model, not a curated record. Bases 2 to 427 code for a protein of 141 amino acids.
AAUGCUGAAGCUUUUUGGAAUUCAAAAGAGCACUGAGUCAUCCAAGAAAAGUGCACAACCUGAUGAGGAGGUAGAUGGUUUUGUUAUUUUAGGAGAAACGGCAAGUGAAAAGCAACAUGUGCCAGUUGAAGAUGUGAAGAGCAAAUGCAACCAAUCAACAAAGAAGGGACAGUCAACAAAUUUAUAUUCAGUACAAACAGAUGGAACAUGGACUGCUCAGCAGAUAAAACAAACGAUAGAAAGGUUUCCUGCAACUGCAGAGCUUCUCAGUGAUGUACCAUUUACUUUAGCCCCUCAUAUUCUGACAUUACAGGCCAGUUUUCACAAUUUCCCAGAUACCUUGCAUCUACCAAAGAAUAUGAACGAAACUGUAGCAAACUUCUGGUAUGAUUUUACUCUUGAAAACUCUGUACUCUCUGAUUCCUAA